CUCGGAAAUCCUGGGAGGUGAAGCCCCAGCAGAUCUGGAGGCUGCUAGUUUCUCUGGUCCACAAAUACCACGAACGAUCACUUUGCCCCCUCCCUCGCCAAAGGCACCCUUUCAUCGCGAACGUGAAACCCAUUUUUCACACCAACAACCUGAAUGGGGCGCCGUGCAAAACUCUGCGGCGCUUCUGCCUUUCGGCUUUUCUGGAAUGCCUGAAACGACCCCGAGAAGAAAGAAGAGGGGCUGCGCAGUCGUGACCACGCUAGGCGGCUCGGGGGAGAGAUUCUUGGAAAGGACAAGCGGGGAGCCAACGGAGCUGAGGCAGCGGAAAGCUAUGGAAGCUCCACAGAAAAAUUUUGUCGUGGGACAUCAAUCAAAAGGGACUGUCACACAAGAAGAUGGCAGCCCUCCAGCAAAAAAAGCAAUGACAGAAGUGCAUGUAAAGGAUAAAGUACAAAUAAUGGUAAAUAAGUUGCCAGCAAUUAAGAAGGAACAUUUAGAUGAAUGUGAAGAAAAUCCUAUGGAUGACAGAGAGGAAGAUGCCAAACCAAAUAUUGCUGUAGUAUCUGAGCCUUUGAAUUUAAAUCCUGGUUUGAAACAUACAUUGGCACAAUUCCAUUUAAGCAGCCAGAGUUCACUUGGUGGACCAGCAGCAUUUUCGGCUCGCCAUUCCCAAGAAAACAUGUCAUCUGUUUUUGUACCUCUUCCAUCACCUCAAAUUCUUCCUGGCCCAUUGCUUGUUCCUUCAGAUAGCUCUACAGAGUUGACUCAGACUUUACUGGAAGGGGAGUCUAUAUCUUGCUUUAAAGUUGGAGGAGAAAAGAGACUUUGUCUGCCUCAAGUUUUGAAUUCCGUUCUCAGAGACUUUUCUCUACAGCAAAUUAACACAGUGUGUGAUGAACUUUACAUCUAUUGCUCUAGAUGCAGUUCUGAUCAGCUUCACAUCUUAAAGGUUUUGGGGAUUCUGCCCUUUAAUGCUCCUUCUUGUGGACUUAUCACAUUGACCGAUGCUCAGAGAUUAUGCAAUGCAUUGUUGCGCCCUCGCACUUUUUCUCAAAAUGGCAGCCUGCUUCAUACUAAAAGUUCACUGGCCCAACUAAAAGAGACUGGAAGUGCCUUUGAAGUAGAACAUGAAUGCUUGGGCAAGUGUCAGGGUUUGUUUGCUUCACAGUUUUAUCUUCAGCCAGAUUCCCCAUGUAUCCAGUGUUCAGAAUGCUAUGGGAUGUUUUCACCCCAAACGUUUGUGAUGCAUUCCCAUCGAUCUCCAGACAAGAGGACUUGUCACUGGGGCUUUGAAUCAGCGAAGUGGCACUGUUACCUUCACAUUAACCAAAAAUAUUUAGGAACACCAGAAGAAAGAAAUUUGAAGCAACUCUUAGAACAAAUGAAAGAAAAAUUUAGCAUGAAGAAUCAGAAAAUACCCCAGUCUAAGGCAGAUUCUCAUUAUAAUGUAGAAUUCCAGCAAUGGUAUCCAAUUAUAAAACAAGAAACAGAUUCUACAGAUCAGCCACAUUCGUUUAUACAUCCCAGCUAUUUCUUUUACAUGUGUGAUAAAGUGGUUGCUCCCAAUGUAUCCCUUAGUACUUCGGUGCCACAAUGUAAAGAAACCACAAAAACUGUUGAAAAGCUAUCAGAGGUAUUUAAAUCUUUUCCUGGGCAGUCACUGAAACAGCAAAAUGGUGGCAAACGCAAAAAAGCCAUCUUUUAUCAGGACAUCUCUCUUGAAGUACAAGAGAAAGUUGACUUAAAACCCAAGUCAGGAACUUGUCCUAGUAUAGAGCAACCCAUUCCCAUUAAACCUGCAAACAGAAGGAAAACAGAACAGGUCUGUUCCAGAGUGACUACAGAAGAUGAGAUAGAAAUCAGUAAUUGUGCUCAGUCCUCAUCUCAGGCUCUUACCAAUGGUAUUGGAUCUGAUGAUGAUAAAGGGAAAAUGAUGGAAGAAGUAAUGAAAACCUAUAUUAAACAGCAAGAAAGGCUACAUACAAUUUUGCAAAAGAAGCAGCAUCUUCAAAUGGAAGUUGAAAUGUUAAGUAGUUCCAAAGCCAUGAAGGAGUUGACAGAAGAACAACAAAAUUUGCAAAAAGAACUUGAAUCUUUGCAGACUGAGCAUGCUCAAAGAAUGCAAGAGUUUUAUGUUGAACAAAGAGACUUAGAGAAGAAGCUAGAGCAGGUAAUAAAACAAAAGUGUACCUGUGAUUCCAGCUUGGAAAAGGACAAAGAAGCGGAAUACGCAGCUCAGUUGGCAGAGCUGAGGCAGAGGUUGGAUCAUGCAGAGGCUGAUAGACAAGAGCUCCAAGAUGAACUGAGACAGGAACGAGAAGCAAGACAAAAGUUAGAGAAGAUGAUCAAGGAAUUAAAACUUCAGAUUCAGAAAUCUUCAAAAAAUGGAAAAGGAAAAUAAAAUACCAUCCAGAAUGCAUCUACAUUUUCUCAGCAAGGCUAAAAAAUUACCUGCCAAGGAGAAGUCAAGCCAUGGAAAAGUGAAGGUAUUGGGCACAAUUAUGGAAAACUUUUCCUGUGCACUCCUGCAUCAGUAGAGUAGGUGUUUGGGAACUCAACAAUAAUUUCUAUGAUGAUCUGCACAAGAAAAGUUCUCAGUAGAUUAUGUCCAACAUGUGCAUAUAAAUCUACAAUGAUAUGUACAUUUAUACAACUUCAAGACUGACCAAAUCUGUAUUUGUGCUGCUUUUUUUAUAGUUACGAGCAACAUUGAAAUUUUGUUUUACAAUGGUCAGUGUGUAUCUGUUUAUUUUACAAAGUGUCUUGAAGACUCUCUUAUUGAAUGCAACAUUCUUGAUUCAAAAUACACAGUAUCUACCUUUUUGCAUGCAGUUCAAGAAUUUAAAACUGAAAAAAAAUAGAGAAUUUUAUUUUUGCUUUGCUCCAAUAUUUCAUUUGGCGAUGCUGUAUCAAAAAGAAAACUGUUAAUUGGAAAUCAUUAAACAGUCAAAACUACUUUAAAUGCAGAUUUUCAUGUUGAACUUUUACACUAAAUGUUAAUUAUUAAUGGUUAAAUACCAGUUAUUUUAGUACUAUGCUAAGUGCUGUUUUGAAAAAGGGUUGCUGAAAUCGAACCUGAAACAUUUUAUUUAUUCACUUUAGUGAGUUAAGGUAACAAUUCGAUAGCUAAUAAGUAAUUUCAUAGUUAAUAUUGUUCUUUGAGCAUUUCUAAACACCAAUAAGAGCUUCAUAAUAUCAGUCUUAUUUUGUGGAGUAACAAUUUUAACUAUCACAUGAUCCAGAUUACUUCAUUAGCAAUAACAUUCCCACAUAUGAUCUUUGAGUGCAUGAAAGUAGGUGGUCUUGUUUUUUUAAAAAGUGUUACAAAACCAGUAGGGAACAAAUGGGGUCAGAAACUGGGAAAGUAAUGCUUAUUUUUUAAAAAUCCAAGGUAAACAUUAACUUUUUUCAAAAACAACUUUGUUAUUAAAACUUUAUUUCUUUGAAAAUACUAAAUCUUUUUAGUAUUUGACAUUUGUGUGAGGAAAUGUCUGGUGCUAAAUAAUAAGCCAUUCAGUUCCAGAAUUUAUAUAAUUGGAAGUCAUAAAGAUAAAUGGAUGAAAGAAUUUAUGGAUUUUUCUAAAAAUGUUGACCAAUAAAGAGUUUCAUUGAACAAAGACUUUGUUGAUGAAAAAAUAGGAAAGUCUUGAUUUGGGAAAGCAGGUUUGCAUAGAAAAGGAAAGACAAUGCUGAUUGUGCAGAAGGCAAGAAAGAUAGGGUUUUAUUUUGUAUAUAGAUUGACAAGUUCUAAUUGCUCAAAAUAUCUUGUAUUAAAUAUAUGCCAAUAGUUGGUUAUGCUUCCCUAUUCAGAUCAUUGUACAUAAAUAACAGUUUCACCCAUCUUUCACAAAAAUAUUAACUUACUUUACUAUAGAUAAAAGUGCUUUGUGUGACUGAUGGUACAAGAAUGCUUGUGGGACAAUGCCCUGCAAAACUGAUGGAAAUGUGCCUUUGCAGCAUUAAUUGAGGCGGCAAAUAUGUUCAUCAGAUGUCCAUCUACAUUCCUGUUCCUUCUGGUGGAAACCUGCAAUGUACAUAGAUAUACACUCUUUCUCCAUAAAAAUGUUGUAUGAAGAUUAUUUAUUUCACUAUUUCACAUAUACAUUCUAUAUACAUCAGUUUAAUAAGGACAGACCAUUCCAUAAGAUGUAUAAUCAAUAGGGAAACAGUGGGAAAAUGGGCUAAAGGAAGGGUUUUUAAAAUAAACAACUGCAGUACUAAAAACACUAAAAGUACAGCUUUCACUGAAGUAUGUAAAGAAUUCCACAAUCAUCAUCUACUUGUAGAUGAAGUCUUCUUUGUAGCAGGACCUAUAAUAAUCUGAUUUUGAUGUCAAAUUCUAGUGGGACAGUGAUUUGUGCAGGCAAAGAGGAACCUUCCAAUAUCCUAGGCCCACAUAAUCUGGGACUGUAAAAGUCAGAAUCAAUACUAUGAAUUACAUUGGAAAUUUAUUGGAAGCCAGUGGAACUGCAGCAGAAUCAUGUAAAGCCAUAAUGUGGUUGCUUUAUGUUGGCUUAGCAUGUUGUGUGAUCUAAAGCACUAAAACCAUGGCAAUGGGAUAUGAAAAUUAUAAUGGAUUGUGUGUGUGAAGUCCCAGACAGUUCAGCUAUUUCAGUUGAAGCUGGCUAAAAUUUUCAGAUUCUUCAAAGACAACUCAUGUAAAGCACAUUACAAUAAUUAAAUAAUUUGCUGCUGUGUGCAAGACAGUAGCAUGGACCUUAACCUCAAAAGAAUGUGUGUAAUCACCACAUGAAAUUCAAAGAGCACAUUCCAAUCAAGGUGCAUGUAAGCUUGUAUUUCUUACAUUGGAAAAGUGCGAACUUUUUAAAAUAGGUGAAUUCACUAUUUCCUGGGUUGUUCAGUCUUCCAACAGUAAGGUAUUAUAGCUUAUUGAGAGAGGUAAUAGAGCUAAUCCAUUAUGAUCAGUAAAAUCCUGUAAAACUCUUCUAAGUUACAGUUACGCUGUCCUUUCAAAUGUUGAGAUGCAUAAAGGGAAAUGGCCAUAUGAGAAAUACUUUUUUUUAAAGUUUCCCUUAUUUGAUAAAAUAUUUUGUUUCUAUUGAAUACAGUUGAUGUAGCAAUGGAGAAAUGCUUUUUUUUUUUAAUGCUCUCACCCUGUAUGAAUUCAUUUCAAACCCCAACUGCCUAUGUGUUUAACAGGUUAAUGGAAUUGAAAUGAAUUGUUUGAUUUCACAUGGCUCAUCAUGAAUUCUGGGAAGUGCAUUUUAAAGAGCACCAGGUUGGGGAAAGAAUGGCAUUUGUAAGCCUGCCAUCCUCGUGCUACUUAAGAAGUCUAUGAAAACAUGGCUGUUCCCCUAGGCCUUAGGUUAGGAUGGGUGCGGAGUCCAUAUAGAAUGUUGUUUUAAGAUUUUUUUUUUCCAGAUACGCAUGGUUUGUGUUUUUACUGUUUUGCUGUUUCAUAAUCUCUUAAUGCUGUAAGCUGUCCAAUGAAUGCCAACAACAUGGCAAUCCUGAUGGUUGCAAGUAAUCCAAGAUGAUCAGUGUAGGUAUAUGGCUAUGAAAUUAUGGGUAUAAAUUGACCGGUUAUAUAAGGGUAAGAGCUCUUCACUUCAUCAGUUUAUAUAGUUUAUUAAUUGGUUGCAUAUUUAAAAAAUGAUGCAUACAAUGGUAACAAAUCAACAAAUAUAGUUAACCGUCAAGCUUAAAGCACAUCUGCUUUUGGAAUGAAUUGUAGUUACUGGAUAUUACACCCAAGAAGUCUGAUUAUGAGAUUCUGUGUGAACAUUGUAGCCCGGUAGGAUGAAUAUUACAGUAUUUUGUCAUACAUUGAAGGCCAGUUCAGGUAUCACAUGUUACUAUUUAUGCAUGUCUCAAUCAUCUUAAAAUACGUUCUCUUGUAUAAAUACACUAAAUGCUACUUUUUAUUGCUCAGCAGUAAUAGCACUGAUUUCAGCAGUUGGUGGUUGUCAGUCAAUAGUUAUAUUAUCUGGAUGGUUGAGAGUUCAUGAAGACAAAUAUGUUUGACCAGAGCAUGAGAGAAAAAGAGUAUAUGAGUAGCAACUAUUUGGAAGUUAAUCAUUCAAAUAGUGUCUUCCUUGUAUUCAAUACCAGAAGAAUCCAAGCACAAUUAGUUCAGUCAAUAGAGUAGGAGAUGUUUAUACUUUUGAAUAGAGACACAUUUUUGAAUGUGAAUGCAAGAGAACGUUCACUGUUCCAUAUGGAGAAAUAGAUUUCUAGAGUGCAUUUUAGGAACCAGCAAUAGCUACUGUGUUAUGUUUCCGUAUGCACAGUGCAACAAUUAAGAUGCAAAAGUAUUUAUAUUAAAUGUUUUUGUAGUUCCAACAAAUAUUGAUGCUGAGCUAGCAAGGGCAAUUCUGACUUUAUUUUAGAAAAAUAAAUUUAUGGUAAUAAGGGGGGAAUGGUGAGAGAAAGUGAGCAGAUUUUAGAUAAUUAUCUUUAAACAUACAUAAGACCAAACUCUACACUCAUAAUUAAAAUCAUAAUUGUAAUUUCUGUAUACAAUAAUUUCAGCUGCUUUGCAUACGUUUUUCUGUAGAUGUUAAGAAAUGUAUACAUAGAAUUGUGCCAUAAGUGUCCAGUCAAUAAAAGAUAGUUUUAUAGUAAAUUGUAAAUAUGUUAUAGAGCAAGUGAUUUCUUAUGUUGACCUCUUGACAUAAUAUACUUUAUGAAUAAUUUAUUCCACUGUCUAUACAGCUUGAUUUGAUACAAGGCUGCUCACUUUAAGAAAACAAAUAAUCUUGUUCAUUUGAAUUUGCUAUUUUAGUGUGCUUAUUAUGUUAAUUAUUAAGGAAGGCUUAAUAAGGAGGUUUAUUUCUGGUUUAUCCCUUUCAUGUUUUUCUCAAAAGCUGCUUUAAAUUUACAGUUAAGGAAGAGCCUUUGAAAAAAGAAAAACUAACAUCCUUGUUUAAAAAAAAAAAAAAGGGAAGUUUUACGAAGAAGAAUUUUAGUUCAGUAAGGCACAGCAGUGGUACCACUGAUAUGAAAUUAAGUAUUGUACACUAAUAUAAUGUGCCCCAAUCCUAAAACAAACCAGAAAUAUGCAAAUUUCUUAGUAUACAGUCUCACCCGUAAGUAACAUUUCAGGAUAUGGAAUUUCAAGCCCUUUGGAAUAUCCUCCCCCCAGAGGUGCAGCAGGCCCCUACCCUCCUGGCUUUCUGAAAAGGUUUAAAGACCUGGCUCUGUCAGUGUGCAUGAGUGUCAGAGUCUGCAUGCUCAGGUCCCAAGUCCAGUAAAUCUCCUGGAGCCUCAUAAGGUGAUAUGGACUCUCCCAUCCCUGGGGGUGGUUAGCCCCCUGACAAUGCUUCCUGGAAUUACUCACCAACUCUCCAUCUUUCUUGGAACCUAUUUAUUUUUAGGACUCUUUUUAUGUUGUAUUUUAAUGAAUUUUA
Messenger RNA from Python bivittatus (Burmese python), 7370 nucleotides. RefSeq names its product SKI like proto-oncogene (gene SKIL). Gene Ontology annotation, biological process: negative regulation of transforming growth factor beta receptor signaling pathway; negative regulation of transcription by RNA polymerase II; negative regulation of BMP signaling pathway. Gene Ontology annotation, molecular function: RNA polymerase II cis-regulatory region sequence-specific DNA binding; DNA-binding transcription factor activity, RNA polymerase II-specific; SMAD binding. Gene Ontology annotation, cellular component: transcription regulator complex; nucleus; cytoplasm. NCBI's taxonomy places the organism in Eukaryota, Metazoa, Chordata, Lepidosauria, Squamata, Pythonidae. The record is from RefSeq and is a predicted model, not a curated record.